AUGAGAAAACCUGCGCGCAGCCGCAAGAGGCCUUCCGACAACACGUUCGCGUCACUUGCGCCCGAUGAAGCGGAUGAGCUUACUCCGCAGUCGCCCCAACUUCAGCCCGUCGACAGCCUGUACGCGUCAGUUGCGCCCGAUGAGCUCAGCCUGCCGUCGCUCCAACCCCGGCCCGUCGACAAAAUCAUCACCACAUAUGAGCUUCUUGAGAACAUUCUAGUGCAACUCGACACCGAAGACCUCUUCCGCGUCCGGGGUGUCAACUACAACUUCAAUUCCACGAUUGAGACUUCCAAGACCUUGCGGCAGAACCUCUUUCUCUCGCCUCACGUGUAUGCUGAGCCAGAGCGCUGUAUGAUCUUCCACAUCAUCAGUAGCGAUCGGGUAACGUUCACCUUCGGCGUUCCUGAUGAAGGGGCAGAGCAUCUGCACCUACGCGCUCAGGCUGGCGAGUACAUCAGGCAAGAGGCGCGCAUUCGGAACGGCUCUGUGAUCCGCCGUAACCAUAUUCGGCAAGAGUAUCAUUCCUGUACUGUCCCCGUAGUGCUGAAUCCGCUGGUUUUCUAUUCCGGACCAAUGAAUGAAGAUGAAGCGUACGUUCGUCACGGGUUUGCAAACGCAGAUGAAAAAGUUCGUUGCUGCACCAUCGCCAACCCGUCUGAUAUUCCACGUCAGCUGGGCAAGAUGCUGACGACACAGCCACCGGUGCUGGAACUCGAAAUAAGACUGCCUAUCCACAAGUGGCGUUGGGGCGCAGAUGGAUGGAUAACGGUCCGGAAUGAAACCGGUGUGCGGUUAAAGGACGUCGCAAGGUCGUUGAGAGCGCACGCCAUUGCUGGAAAAGUAGACAUCCGAAUUUGCUUCAAGKAUGACCAAAUUUCCACUGUCCUUCAGUCUGCGAAACGUUACUACCAGACAAAGUGUGAUUCAAAUAUGGUGGAGUUGAACGAGCGUUUGGCAGAUGGCCAGUGUUCUCAGUUUGUCGAUCCGGCCUUCAUCGAGUGGGCGAGGACGAAUUUCGGCAUGGAUCUCGACUUCAACGAAUGGGAGCAAGCGGCCAGGAAAUAUUAUAGCGUGGGCCACAAGUUUAGACGGUGA
Molecule: messenger RNA, 1098 nt
Organism: Ramularia collo-cygni
Lineage: Eukaryota; Fungi; Ascomycota; Dothideomycetes; Mycosphaerellales; Mycosphaerellaceae
Exons: 1
Coding region: 1-1098 (365 amino acids)
Molecular function (GO): protein binding
Source: RefSeq, a predicted model, not a curated record